Rodentolepis nana is the source of this 459-nucleotide messenger RNA. Lineage: Eukaryota; Metazoa; Platyhelminthes; Cestoda; Cyclophyllidea; Hymenolepididae. The record is from the annotation of a GenBank genome assembly.
AUGGUGAGACAACCAAUCAGAGACAAGGAAUAUACUUUGCUAGCUCCACUACCGUGGACUUUGUUGGAAAUCCUUUGUAAACUGGACAGGCAUUACCGCGAGAGGAAAAUUAGGUGCCGUUUAGUAUACGAAGAUAGAGAACCAAUCUUUCUUGGCGUCAAUCUCCUCGAGGCGAGGGGAAUUGCUUAUUGCGAUCUUCGUGACUUACUUUUGUGUUUGUUCGUCAAUAACAUACUAAAGCCUUUGUUCGGGGAACACGGUGUCGAUGAUAUUACUAUGGCUCUAACCGUCUUAAACUUACUUGAACCGAAUUCUAAUAGUCAUUGCACUAUACCAUCUAUAAUGCAGCCGCCUACUGUCAUGACAGAUGGUUUAAUAACGAUUCCCUAUGAUCCUGUAUGUGCAAGUCCUUACGUUCACAAUAACGCAGAUUCGACUACUCGCUUUCGUCCACAAUAA